ACGCCGCGGCAGCCAAUAGGGCUUCGGGAGGGCAGAUUUGAAAAGCGAAGGAAAAGGCGUUUUUGGAGGAGACGCGGAUGGGAGGCUGUUGGCUGGCAGAGUGACUCUUGGGAUUCAAUACUGGAGCUGCGGUAAUUUUGCUCACCAUCUUUCUGACUUGGUGCUGGACACCAGAGCUGUGCUGUCUGUCCCUCUGAGGAUUCUGAUAUCCGAUGGUCUUUCAGAUCAUCUUGUGAUCCAAGAUGGCAAAUAAGGAAAAUUUGAGCAGUAUGUAUAGCCUUUCCAAAUAUCGGGUGAACAGCAUGACAAGUGCUCAGAGGGUUGCCUGUAAGGAUACCAACACUCCAUCAUCCAUCACCCCUUCUGGAUUACUUUUGGCCCACAGAGCUAUUUCCAGCAGCACAAAGCACGGCCCGAAGGAUUCGGGUGCCCAGAAUAUGGCUGUCGCAGGCAGGGUCCCUAUUGAGUCUGGCUCCAUGGCUCAGCCGCCAAAGGAAGGCCCCGAGCGCGUAAUCACCAUUGAUGACUUUGAGAUCGGGCGUCCUCUGGGCAAAGGCAAGUUUGGGAACGUCUACCUGGCUCGGGAGAAAGAGUCCAAGUUCAUUGUGGCACUCAAGGUGCUCUUCAAAUCCCAAAUGGAGAAGGAGUGCGUGGAGCAUCAGCUGCGGCGAGAGAUUGAAAUCCAGUGUCACCUCAGCCACCCAAAUAUCCUGCGCCUUUACAACUACUUCCACGACCGGAAGCGUGUCUAUCUGAUCCUGGAGUAUGCCCCUCGCGGGGAGCUCUACAAGGAACUGCAGAAGCACCGGCGUUUCGAUGAGCAGAGGAGCGCCACGUACAUGGAAGAGCUGGCUGAUGCCCUCCUCUACUGUCACAGCAAGAAGGUCAUUCACCGUGACAUCAAGCCGGAGAACUUGCUUAUGGGGCUUAAAGGGGAGCUGAAGAUUGCUGAUUUCGGCUGGUCCGUGCAUGCCCCCUCACUCAGGAGAAAGACCAUGUGUGGGACUAUGGACUACCUGCCCCCUGAGAUGAUUGAAGGCAAACCACACAACGAGAAGGUGGACCACUGGUGCAUCGGGAUCUUGUGUUACGAGUUCCUGGUGGGGCACCCGCCCUUCGAGACCGCUUCCGCCCCGGAGACGUAUCGGCGCAUUGUAUCGGUAGAUCUUAAGUUCCCCCCGUUUGUGACAGAAGGAGCCCGGGACUUGAUUUCAAAGCUGCUGCGCCACAACCCGGCUGAUCGACUGCCACUUCAGGGUGUGAUGGAGCACCCUUGGGUGAAAGCCAACUCACGGCGGGUGCUGCCUCCUGUCUAUAACGCUGGGCCUGUGAACUAGCUCUAAGGAGUGACUCAUGAGGAGGGACUGGUUAUAACCGAGCGACGGCCCAGGCAGAAUUUUGGUUUGGUUGUGUUUUAAGGCUUUCUUUCAAAUGAUUGUAGGGUCUUAAUUUUAUUUAUUUCUUUUGAUCCUGGAAGAACUGAUAGACGAUUAGCGUAUUUCUGCCUGCUGGGGUAUCGGCUAUACGUAAACUCCCCCCUCCAAGCUUCUGGGGGAGCUGGCUUGGAUUGCUGAUGUGUCCGUAUUGAAAAACGGGUGUUGCUUCAGUUGGAACUGAAGGCCUUUAAUCCUUACUCUCAGAAAAGCUCUAUUCAUUAGGCCCACAGACACCCAGACUGUUCUAAGACAUUGUUCUUGUGGCAUUAUCCUACAGAGAUGUUUGCGUCUUUUAAUAAAACUAAUAUUUUUAUAUAUA
Molecule: messenger RNA, 1755 nt
Organism: Lacerta agilis (Sand lizard)
Lineage: Eukaryota; Metazoa; Chordata; Lepidosauria; Squamata; Lacertidae
Gene: AURKB
Product: aurora kinase B
Exons: 9
Coding region: 243-1337 (364 amino acids)
Biological process (GO): protein phosphorylation; mitotic spindle organization; regulation of cytokinesis
Cellular component (GO): spindle midzone; spindle pole centrosome; spindle microtubule
Molecular function (GO): ATP binding; protein kinase activity
Source: RefSeq, a predicted model, not a curated record